Amphibalanus amphitrite is the source of this 1268-nucleotide messenger RNA. Its product is annotated as protein hairy-like. The record is from RefSeq and is a predicted model, not a curated record. Gene Ontology annotation, molecular function: RNA polymerase II cis-regulatory region sequence-specific DNA binding; DNA-binding transcription factor activity, RNA polymerase II-specific; protein dimerization activity. Gene Ontology annotation, cellular component: nucleus. Bases 108 to 857 code for a protein of 249 amino acids. The transcript is spliced from 2 exons. Gene Ontology annotation, biological process: regulation of neurogenesis; regulation of transcription by RNA polymerase II; anterior/posterior pattern specification. Lineage: Eukaryota; Metazoa; Arthropoda; Thecostraca; Balanomorpha; Balanidae.
GGCCAGUCGCGUGCCGCGAGUCCAAGGGUCUGGGCGUGUUUCGGCGAGCGGAGAGCAUACGGGAGCGAGCGAGCGAGUUGGAUAGAAGAGCACACAGAACAGCGGCCAUGCCAAGCAGCGGAAGGAUCUCAGAAACCAGAAGGGUAAACAAGCCCAUCAUGGAGAAGCGGCGCCGAGCGCGCAUCAACGACUGUCUGAACGAACUGAAGAGCCUGGUGCUGGAGGGUCUGAAGAAGGACCCGGCGCGGCACUCCAAGCUCGAGAAGGCCGACAUUCUGGAGAUGGCCGUCAAGCACCUGCGCUCGCUGCAGGCGCGGCCGGCCGCCCCGGCGGCGCGCUUCCAGGAGGGCUACGCCGACUGCGCGCGCGAGGUGGCCGCCUUCCUGAGCGGCCGUCCGGAGCCGGAGCCGGAGCUGCGCCAGCGGCUGAUGGUGCACCUGGCGGGCGCGUACCGGCCGCAGGCCUCGCCGGCCGCCGACCGGUCCGACCCGGCGCCGGCCGUGCUCAGCCCCGCCGGCGUGCAGCUGGUGCCGGCCGUGCUGCCCAGCGGCGAGCUCGGCUACAUCGUACAGCCGGCGCCGGCCGGCCUGCUGCUCGGCUCCCCGACCCCGGCCGCCGCCAGCAGCGCCCAGCCGGCCGCGGCCAGCCUGGGCGGCUCGGAGGCCUCCUCGUGCAGCGUCGGCUCGGCCAGCCCGGCGCCCUCCUGGGACCCGACCGAGACGCGCUGUUCGCCCAGCCCCUGCUCGUCGGAGCGGUCGUUCGGCUCGUGCGCCGGCCGUGCCGACAGCCCGCAGCCGCUCGACCUGGUGGCGCACAACCGUCACCACGACGAGGAGGCCCACUGGAGGCCCUGGUAAGGUCCACUGGAGGCCCUGGUGAGGUGACUGCGUUCACCCGAGGCCCUCAGGAGGCCUGCUCUUUCCACAGUCUGUGCCUUGAGACACUGCCGUUGCGGAGCUCACGCAAAGUUUUCAUUCCAAUGUGUAGCCGUGCGAACAUGGGCCUUACAAUGUAUGUUAACGUGAUAAGCGCUGUGUAGAGGUCUUGGUUUAUGUGAUUGUUUUGUAUGUUUCUUAAGUGCCAUCUGUCUGCCUGCCAAAACUGUUGUGCUAUGCAAACGAUACUGAGAUCGAACGCUCGUUGGAUGACUGGGAAAUGCUACUGUUACCUGUAUAAAUAUCUAUUUGUGUGCCAUGCGAUUACGAAAUAUGUCAAGAUGUGUCAUUGAAUAUGCCAGUCCGAAGCAGAAUACAACUGCCGAAAAGUGA